AUGUCCGCGCAUCCCGGGAGUUACCAACGCUACAAGGAGGACACCGCCGCGUUCGCUUCUUGGCUCGUUCAGUCUGCAGAAAGUUGCGGGUUCACGGUCAAACUGCGGACGAAGUCGACCGAUAAGCCCAAGGGCAAGGCCCGAAAGCGCGCAAAGAAGGAUGCCACGACCGUAUAUACGUUCACCACGGAGGAACUCGCCCUGCAAGCUGAAGCCAUCGCAAAGUCUGGUCCAGAGGGUGUCAAGGUGCCGCACGCCAUCCUGCGAAAGCUUCGACGGGCCAUCGACACAAGAACGCGCUUUACGACCUGGUUCGCAACGACUGGCUUUGAUAAUGGGCAUUCAAACGAACGCCACGCCUACUUCACGGAGCGUGCGAACAAGAACGUGAAGAAGCUCUCAAAGCCUGGCCCCUACGAGCAAAUCACGAAGGCUAUUUUCACCACCAGGCCGCUCAAAAAAGGGGAAGAUACGACGACCCAGUUCCACGGCAAGGGCACCUUGGAGAUCUCGAAGGCCGAUGAGCUCGUAUACUUGCCCACAGCACGUACGAUCAUGAAGUACCGAGGCAGCCUCUCAGCUCUAUACCAAUGCUACCCCUUUCCGGUCAUAUCAGCCACCGAUUACUACGUCGACUUUCCGGAACUACUGGCCUAUGCGUCAGUCAAGCAAUGGGUAAAAGAAGACGAAUUUCUCACGCAAAUGCUUAUGGAUGUCCACCUAAUGACGUAUUGGGACAUUGUUCCCGAAGAU
This is a messenger RNA of Mytilinidion resinicola, 753 nucleotides long. RefSeq lists its product as uncharacterized. Lineage: Eukaryota; Fungi; Ascomycota; Dothideomycetes; Mytilinidiales; Mytilinidiaceae. The annotation marks the transcript as partial. The transcript is spliced from 3 exons. The record is from RefSeq and is a predicted model, not a curated record.